AUGUUGGAGAUGGACAACGCCUGGGUGCCUGGCCAAGACAACUUCUCACCCUCUGGAGGUCUACUGAAUUACACAUGGUCGGACACUGUGCUGCAGCUGGAACUGGACGAAUUGCAUCUGCGCCAGGAGGCGCAGAGGUCGGCACCACCUCAACCUCAGACGGGCUCGAUGGAGGCAUCCCCAGCGAUGUUCUUCGAGGAGCCGCAGCCCAGCUUGGAUGAGGAAGAGCGACGGAAGCGCAGCCGAGAGACCAUCGAGCGCGAGUCCUUGGAGACCUUCUCAGAGCUGUCCAAGGUGCUGGAGCCAGGCAAGGCAGCCAAGACAGACAAGUCCUCCAUAAUCACAGAUGCCAUCCGAGUCGUGACGCAGCUGCGCGCUGAGAACGGCCAGCUCCGGCAGCUGAACAAAUUCCUAGAGGAGCGUGUGGGGACGGUGGAGAAACAGAAGAGUGAGAUGAUGAUGCAAGCGGCGCUGAUGCAGCAGGCCGGUCCAUCCCAUCUUGUCCAGAUGCCGCCCCACUAUGGCGCAGGCAUGGCGGUGGGGCAGCCCGUGCAGGGCAUCCCAGCGCAGGGCAUGCAGUCCCUGCAGCAGUCCGGCGACGGCGGCAUGCCGGCACAUGCCAGCAUGCGCGGCUAUGUGACACACGACGCUUCCAUGGGCGUCGCUUCCUCCAGCGGCCUCAGCCUGCUGCCCCUCUCCCCCUCGGCGGGGAGAGCCAGCAGUGGGGGCAUGUCAGAUUUUGGAGCGGGCGGCUCCAGCAUGGUGCCAGGGAUGCCUAUGGGCCCCAUGCGCUGGCUGCCCGCCACCACCAUGGACACCUCUCAGGACUCCAUGCGCCGACCCCCAGCCGCCUGA
Messenger RNA from Coccomyxa subellipsoidea C-169, 855 nucleotides. RefSeq lists its product as hypothetical. NCBI's taxonomy places the organism in Eukaryota, Viridiplantae, Chlorophyta, Trebouxiophyceae, Coccomyxaceae. The transcript has 6 exons. Gene Ontology annotation, molecular function: DNA-binding transcription factor activity; protein dimerization activity. The record is from RefSeq and is a predicted model, not a curated record. Bases 1 to 855 code for a protein of 284 amino acids. Gene Ontology annotation, biological process: regulation of DNA-templated transcription; intracellular iron ion homeostasis.